AUGGCUGGUCUCCUCGGCGGUCUCGACAACGUCCUGACGGGCGGCGAGAAGGAGCAGGGCCAGGGCGGCCUCGUCGGCGGCCUCGGCGGCGCCGUCGGCAACACGACCCAGGGUCUCGGCAAGGGCCUGAACGGAAUCACAUCAGGCGUCGGCAGUGCCGUCGGCCAGACAACUGAGGGCGUCGGCAACGCUGCCGGCGGCGUCGGAAAGGGUGUUGGAGGUGCUGUUGGCGGUAUUGGCAGCAGCGUCGGCGGCGCUGCUGGUGGUGCUGGUGGUGCUGGUGGCCAGGGCGGCGCUUCAAAGCAGGGCGGUGGCUUCAAGGGCUACGGUAUCUAA
Anthostomella pinea is the source of this 336-nucleotide messenger RNA. NCBI's taxonomy places the organism in Eukaryota, Fungi, Ascomycota, Sordariomycetes, Xylariales, Xylariaceae. The record is from the annotation of a GenBank genome assembly.